UUUGCAGAAAUCUUAUGAAGUUAGAAAAUCGUUUUUGGACAAUUCAGAUAGACCAGAUGCGUACAAUUGGUUUGUUAUGCAGCAAUUACCCUACCAAAUCAUCGCAAGAAUGCAGCUCUCAUGACUUGUGUUCUGCCCUGGGAUUGAGUGUGCUGUGUGAGAGAAGUAAUGAUGCGAGUUAAUGAAGCAAGGAAAUAUUUACUUCAGUAUUUUAUUGAAUUGAAAGUACUCCAUGGGCUCCUUAUCAAUGGAACACUGCAAGUUUGGAUGAGGGAUGUUAUUGCUGUCCUCGACUCUUGUAUCGAGCUGCAUGGACUUCCAAGGUAAAGUGAUGCAGUUUAAUUGAUAGAGUAGUAAAUGACCUAAAUUAGGGAGAGAGUUUCAUCUUCUGAUUUACGAGUAAAAUUAAAUUUAUAAGCAGCUGAAUGAUGGACUUGUGCCAUUCUUAAAGAAGCUAACUUGGGUAAGCUAAACAAGGUUGCAUCAGAAGAAAGCUCAGCUCGCAUUCCUCAAUGGCAUGGAUACAUGUUUGUAUUGAGUCCGCAUCUGGCCAAGCAAAAUUUACAUCCCAUGUGAAAUCUUGAUCAAAUUACACCUAGUAAUUGCAUGCACAGUAGCAAUUACCAAUCAAUGGUGGUUAAAGUGGCCUGUCUAGGUCUUGAGAUCGAGUCUCAUGAAUAAAAAAUUAACCCGACUCGACCGGACCGGAUUAGUUGAGGUUUCAUAAAUUUCUAAAUACCGGAUUUAAACUUAAAAAAACAAGAGAAAGGCUCAUGCUAUUAAUAGUAGGUUGGUGGCAGGAUUGUAAGCAACUGUGAGAAAGUGACUGCUCUGCAGCUCUGGCAUGAAAAUGUAAAUGCACCUUAUCUUGCUAUUAGCUGGGUGUUGGUCCCUAGGCACCAACCUCACAGCACGUUUAGGGUCCACGCAUCUCACACAUAUAAAUGCAAGGAGGGAUGAUUCCAUGGAGGAUUUAAUUGCAUCACGAGAAUAUCAUUCAUUUCUUUCUAUUUACGUAUAAAUUCUUUGUUCUAGAUUGAAAUCCAAACAAUCUCAAAGUAUUAAACAAGACAAGGCUUAUUUCUGAUCUAGGAAGCAUGGCAAGAAUCUGUGGCAAAAGCUCAAGAUAUUUUGUCCAUUGAUACAACGCAAGCAACGAGGACCGUUGGCUUCAAGGGUCCAAAAUUCAAAGGAAAAUAAAAAAAUGGCUAACUGCUAUUAAGUGGUGGUUGAGUAACAUGGAUUAUAGGAAUAAUUAGCCUUUUCCACCAACCACGCUACCUUUAGCUUUGCACGUAAUCAAAUAGAACUGCACUUUAGACUACAAAGAGUCAAAAUAUAUAAAGCGUUCAUGAUCACUGGGAAGGAAGGGAGGAAGGAUUCCCUAGUCUUCUUCUCUCUUGCUCUUUAUUUAUUAUUCAUCUUUUGCUGCUCAAGUGGCAUGUCUUUUCUGUUCAUGGUAGAGGCAUAAAUUGGAUCUCUAUUCACACCAGUAUCUACCAUUGAUCUAUCAUCUUAAAAUCCUGUGGUUGCUGUGGCUUCUAAGAACUUGUUUCUUGAAGACACAGACGAAAAGAGAAGGCACUGUGUGUAACUUUGCCUUCAGCUCUACUGUCUUUAUCUCUUGUCAGCCUUGAGGAACCUUCAGCUGUCUUUAUCUUCCCUAUCUGUACUUGUAAGACACUUUUAGGGAAGAAAAGAAACCAAACAGAAUAGAGCUUUGUCUGUUCUUUCAGUCAGGGUCACUAAGAGAUAAACAAGACCUUUUCUCUGCGAUACAAUACUAAAGCAGCAGCAAAUGCAGCUAAGAGAAUCCAUUCAUAACACCAAGAAGUUCCUUCACAAUACUAUCCAAAACCUCAAGUCUAUCCUCUUUGGUGGGUACCACAAGCUAACCAAGCACGGUUCUUUCAACCCCUUCUCGUGCGGCGGCGGAGGCAAUGUGAAGAAUUACCAGACAGAUCAGUACUAUGAAGAUUUUUGCAACGAAUGGGAGUGUGAUCUGGAAAAGGCAAUGAAGAGAAAGGGCAGUGGUUUAAUGGCGUCAAAAGAGCCUAUGAGAGAUGAAGAUGUGAGUAAUGAAACUGGCAGGAACCUUGCCAAUGGUCCGCAGAGGAAGAAACAAGGAAAGGAAGCGAAGAAUAAGAAGAUUUUUCGUCCAAAAAAAGCAGAAGAAAAAAGCUCAAAGAACAUGAAUGAAAGCGGUUACGUCUUAGCACAGAAGAUGAAGGAAUUGGAAAUGAUGGAUGUCAGUAAUGUAGAACAUGUUUUGGAUGUAGAGGAGGCACUCCACUACUAUUCUCGUCUCAAAAGUCCUGUGUACCAGGACAUUGUCGACAAAUUUUUCACCAACAUGUAUACAGAAUUUUCUGUACCACAGGCGUCUGCCAGCAUCAACAGUUCAAAGCGAAGAAUCGAAUCAAUUAGGCUAUAGCUUCCAAUGUUCGUGAGUUAUUUCUUGUGCAUAUGGAUUAUAUUUUCUUGUUUGUAUUCUUCUGAGUGUGCCUUGUUUACAAAAUGAUUUUGAUAUUCAUCUUUGUAGAAUAUUGUUUACCUGGAUUGCUAUGCUUGAGCCUGUUUUUUACUCAAGGAUCCAAAAUAUGUUUCAGAACUUGGGUUUGAGAAUUAACCUGCCUUAAAGGGCAGGUGUAUUGUUAAUUUAAA
This is a messenger RNA of Populus nigra (black poplar), 2664 nucleotides long. RefSeq lists its product as uncharacterized. Lineage: Eukaryota; Viridiplantae; Streptophyta; Magnoliopsida; Malpighiales; Salicaceae. Bases 1799 to 2434 code for a protein of 211 amino acids. The record is from RefSeq and is a predicted model, not a curated record. The transcript has 2 exons.